AUGGCGCUCCACCAGCGGGACACGGGCGGCAGAGGCAAAGAGAAGGAAGCCGAGCUCUACGGCGACGACGCCGAGCCGGGUGCGCCCUCGCACGCGACCGGCCGCGUGCCGCCCUGGAGGGAGCAGCUGACGCUGCGCGGCCUGCUGGUGAGCGCGGCCGUCGGCACCAUGUACAGCGUCAUCGUGAUGAAGCUCAACCUCACCACGGGGCUCAACCCCACCCUCAACGUCUCCGCCGCGCUCAUCUCCUUCGUCAUGCUCCGCGGCUGGACGCAGGCGCUGGCCCGCCUCGGCGUCGCCGUCCGCCCGCUCACGCGCCAGGAGAACACCGUCGUCCAGACAUGCGCCGUCGCCUGCUACAGCAUCGGCUCCGCCGGUGGGUUCGGGUCCUACCUGCUUGGGCUCAACAAGAAGACCUACGAGAUGGCGGGCACGGACAUGGAGGGCAACGUGGGCACGAAAGAGCCCGGCCUUGGGUGGAUGAUCGGAUUUCUCUUGGCCGUCAGCUUCGUCGGGAUCCUCGCGCUAGUCCCUCUCAGGAAGAUUUUGGUGAUCGACUACAAAUUAACUUACCCAAGCGGAACAGCAACCGCCGUGCUUAUAAAUGGAUUUCAUGCGCCUCAAGCAGAUGAAGUGGCGAAGAUGCAAGUGAAUGGAUUCACAAAAUACUUUGCUAUCAGCUUCGUCUGGAGCUUUUUCCAGUGGUUUUACUCUGGUGGAGAUAAUUGUGGGUUUUCACAGUUUCCCACUCUUGGACUACGAGCUUGGAAACAAUCGUUCUUCUUUGAUUUCAACCUCACAUAUGUUGGGGCCGGGAUGAUUUGCCCCCAUCUUAUUAAUAUAUCUCUCCUUGUCGGUUCUAUUCUCUCUUGGGGUAUAAUGUGGCCACUGAUUGCUGAUCUGAAAGGAAGCUGGUAUUCAGCAGAUUUACCAGAAAGCAGCAUGAAAAGCCUGCAAGGUUAUAAGGCUUUCAUAUGCAUAUCUCUCAUCCUAGGAGACGGUGUGUACAAUUUUGGAAAGGUUAUGCUGAAAACCAUUUGGAGUAUACUUGACAAAUCAAAACAGAACGACACCAAGAAAGAGGAAGAUAUUUUGGCGCUCGAUGAACUUCACCGCAAUGAAGUUUUUACAAGAGACAGUCUCCCUAAUUGGAUAGCCAUCUUGGGUUACUUUGCACUAUCAGUCGCUGCUGUAAUUACAAUUCCCUUGAUUUUCCCUGAGAUGAAGUGGUAUUAUGCUAUCAUAGCAUACAUAUUGGCACCUGCCUUGGGUUUCUCCAAUGCCUACGGAUCUGGGCUUACUGACAUCAACAUGGCUUACAACUAUGGAAAAAUUGCCCUCCUCAUUCUUGCAUCCACUGUUGGAAAAGAACAUGGUGUAAUUGCUGGGAUGGUAGGCUGUGGUAUGGUGAAAUGUAUGACAUCAAUAUCUGCUGAUCUGAUGCAGGAUUUCAAAACUGGACAUCUUACAUUAACAUCACCUAGAUCAAUGCUUAUUGCUCAGAUUGUUGGCACCGCCAUGGGCUGUGUCAUCUCACCCCUAACAUUCUUUGUGUUCUACAAUGCCUUUGACAUAGGCAACCAGAAUGGGCCCUGGAAGGCACCGUAUGCUCUAAUAUACCGAAACGUUGCAAUUCUUGGUGUACAGGGCUCAUCUGCUUUGCCGUUGCAUUGCUUGCAGCUGUGCUAUGGAUUCUUCGCCUUCGCGCUGGUGGCCAACCUUAUGAGGGAUUUCCUCCCGCGGAAGUAUGGCAAAUGGAUUCCCUUGCCCAUGGCAAUGGGGUUUCCAUUCCUUGUUGGCGCGAGCUUUGCCAUCGACAUGUGUGUCGGGAGCUUGAUAGUCUAUAUCUGGCACAAGAUUGACAGAAGCAAAGCAGUGCAUAUGGUGCCGGCAGUUGCGUCUGGUUUUAUAUGCGGGGAUGGACUGUGGAUCUUCCCAGCUUCCUUGCUUGCACUGGCCAAGAUCACUCCACCAAUGUGCAUGGCAUUUGAUCCUACAUACUAGAUGGCUAUCAUGCUCGGUAGUAGUCGCAGCUCCAUGGCUGAGAUUUUGCAUGCUAGGGUGAAUAACCUGAAUGGUAAAUCCGCAGGAUGUAAAAUUGUAAGAAAGUGUCUUUCAGGAGCAGAUGAUCCAAUUGUCAAAUAUCGGGUUCCAGUUGUUCUC
Molecule: messenger RNA, 2163 nt
Organism: Lolium rigidum
Lineage: Eukaryota; Viridiplantae; Streptophyta; Magnoliopsida; Poales; Poaceae
Product: probable metal-nicotianamine transporter YSL9
Exons: 7
Coding region: 1-2004 (667 amino acids)
Biological process (GO): response to iron ion; seed development
Cellular component (GO): plasma membrane
Molecular function (GO): iron-nicotianamine transmembrane transporter activity; oligopeptide transmembrane transporter activity
Source: RefSeq, a predicted model, not a curated record